Cephus cinctus (wheat stem sawfly) is the source of this 2598-nucleotide messenger RNA. It is a transcript of the gene Ufl1, whose product is annotated as E3 UFM1-protein ligase 1 homolog. Gene Ontology annotation, cellular component: endoplasmic reticulum membrane. NCBI's taxonomy places the organism in Eukaryota, Metazoa, Arthropoda, Insecta, Hymenoptera, Cephidae. The record is from RefSeq and is a predicted model, not a curated record. Gene Ontology annotation, molecular function: UFM1 ligase activity. The coding region runs from base 148 to 2448 and encodes 766 amino acids. The transcript is spliced from 5 exons. Gene Ontology annotation, biological process: response to endoplasmic reticulum stress; regulation of proteasomal ubiquitin-dependent protein catabolic process; protein K69-linked ufmylation.
UAAAGUGUAUACUUCGAUUUUCGAAGUAGCGGGUAGUCCAGUAUCGACUAGUGUCAAUUGAAUGAACCAGUGUUGUGUACGUUUUGCGACCAGUCUACUACAGUCUACUAUAAGCACUGCUGGUGUGUAGCUGCCAUUAUUAUAAAAAUGACUACUGUUGACUGGGAAGAAGUAAAAAGGCUAGCUGCCGAUUUCCAAAAGGCGCAGCUCAGUUCAACAUUACAAAAACUCUCGGAGCGCAACUGUGUGGAGAUCAUAACCAAACUUCUCGAAGCCAAGUUACUGGAUGUAAUAUUUACAAAUGAUGGCAAGGAGUACGUUACACCUCAUCAUUUAGGCAAGGAAAUCAAGGAUGAGCUCUUUGUGCAUGGUGGCCGUAUCAGUUUGGUGGAAUUGGCAAAGAUACUCAAUGUAGAUUUAUCACAGAUAUCAAAAGUUGCUGCAGAUAUAGAGAGGCACGAUAAGGGAGUCAGGCUUGUACUUGGGCAGCUGAUCGAUAAAAAUUACAUUAUUAAAAUUGCUGGAGAGAUCAAUGAUAAACUUAAUCAAUUGGGUUAUGUUAAUAUAUCUGAAUUGACACUCCAGUAUGAUUUACCAGCCGAUUUUUUACAAUCGACUAUCGAGAAGGAACUUGGAAAGACUGUGUUUGGUAGACAAGAUAUGCAAGAUCCUAGAAUAUUUUACACAGAGGGCUAUGUUGCUAGGAAUAAGGCAAAAGUUAGGGGUGCUCUUUCUGCGAUUACAAAACCUACUCCGCUGUCAGCUAUAUUGGGCCAAUGCGCAGUUCCUGAAAGAAUAUUUUUCUCUAUACUUGAUUAUUUACAAGAAGUCAAGCAGAUACCUGGUGUGGUUACUGGAAAACAGGGUGGCAACGGUAUUUAUGUACCGAGCAUAUACUCCAAAAGCCAGAAUGAGUGGGUUGACAAUUUCUACAAACAAAAUGGCUAUCUCGAGUACGAUGCCCUCUCGCGUCUCGGUAUUUCGGAUCCUCAAAGUUUCGUGAAACGCCACUUCGUUAAUGAGAGCCUAAUCCUUUUGGACUCUGUAGCAGUUGGUGCAACAGUCAUUGACCAAGUAGAAGCUAAUGUGGAAGAAGCAGUAGUGAGCUCAUCCUUCGCUGACAUUUAUCCUCUACUCCCAUCAGUGUUCACUCCUGAGGAUGCAGAGACCUUGCUGAGAAUAGCUGCGAAGAAGACAAAGGCAAAUAUCCAUAUAUUCGCAAGCACUGUAGCAGUCUCCGAUGCCUAUCUCCAAAAGCUGGGUAAAUCUUUUGAAGCUAUAGCUGAGAAGAAAGCCAAAGAAGUCGUCGAGAGUGGAAAGUGGCUCCAAUCUAUUGCCGAGAAUAAAAUAAAGUCCAGGAUCAAUGAUGUUCUAGAGAAUAAAGUGGAUAAACGAGAAGAGCGGCGAAAGAAGGCAACAGUAGGCAAAGCUGGAGGUGGCAGUCAAGGUAGAGAGACAAAAACGAAAUCCACUAAGAAGAAAAAUCAAAGAGGGAAGAACCAAGAACCGGAUUCCGAUGAGGAGUAUGCUGCUCAAAAUUCCACAAAGAAAGAACUCAUUCUAAUCUCUAUCGAAAACAUAGAGCAGCAGAUCAGCAAGGAUGAAAAUCUGACUGACGUAGAAGGCCUCGUAACAGAACUUGCUACCUACCUACAACCAAAACUUAACAAGCAUGCUCUCUCUGCAGCUGAACAAUUAAGUCAAAACAAUAAGGUUACUAAUCUUAAUGAAAUGGAGGAGCGACUCAAUAUGCUGGCAAUAAAUAUUCGUGUCUUUGACAAGGGCAUCAAGCAACUGGAUAAGAAUUCUCAGAUUGUUAUGACAAAAUACCUCCUAAAGACCCUUGGAACAGACUUAGCUAAUAAUGUAUUUAAAUUGGCAGCGCAACAAAAUGUUAUUCAAUGCCCUGAAAAUCUCACCACCGAGGUCAGGCAAAAGAUGUUGCUAGAAUUGCCAACAGAUGUAAAAGAUCCUCUAAUGACUUUGCAUAAAACUGUCACAUCCGGAUCUGUAGAAGAUGUUUUGGCAGUUGCUGAUGGUGCCUUUGCUGCUUGCUGUCUAGUAAUGCGAAAGUACGAUAAGAAGAAGGAACGUUCUACAGUAGUUGGACAUCGUGAGGCUUUAUUGGAACAAUUAAACUCUACUGAGGAUCCUGCAUUUGCAUUGCACCUAGCAACGAGUGUUCUAUUUACUGCAGCUACUCAAAGCGCUUUACACAUGUCGGGCAGACACGUAGCUUCCGUUUUGUCAUUUUUGCAGUCUUUUCUAGAAUCUGGGACUAUAACGACACUCUCUAAGUACCAUGAUCUUGUGCUGAAAUUACUGAGCUCACCAGAUGAUGCGACCAAGACAGAAGCGGUGAAGGAGCUGGAUGACAAAUUGCAAGAAAUAAAAAAUAUUGCAAACGAUUUCAAGAAACAUUUGAAAUCUGACAAACCUCAUGAAUAAUUAUACUGAGCUUUACUUUUUUCUUUCAUGGAAACAGAUAUAUUUAGGUAUUUAGUCGGUGACCGAUUCUGAAUGCAUUAAUAUUGUACAGAUAAUGUUUGACGAGGAUCUUGAAGGAUUCUUAUAGGAGAAUAUAUUUUUUAACUGUUA